This is a messenger RNA of Guillardia theta CCMP2712, 1512 nucleotides long. RefSeq lists its product as hypothetical. Lineage: Eukaryota; Cryptophyceae; Pyrenomonadales; Geminigeraceae. The record is from RefSeq and is a predicted model, not a curated record. The transcript has 19 exons. The coding region runs from base 1 to 1512 and encodes 503 amino acids. Gene Ontology annotation, molecular function: protein binding.
AUGGCAGUCCUGAUGGCAUCGGCCGCCUGGCCGUCAGCGACAAGCGGCGGCAGAUGGGAGGAGAUGGAGAGGCGCAUGCUGUACCUGAGAGGUGGUCACGACGUCGACGACAGGUUCUGGAGCUUCCCGACCAUAGAAAGAUCAAAAGUUAGCGAACCAGAGAAGAAAUCAACCCGAUGCCAUGUCAAGAAAGCGCAGAGAGAACCGAAGAUGAAUACUCCAAAUUUGAGACUUGCGAGGCUUCUCUGGUGGAGACAAGAAUAUGAAAAAGCAGAGGAAAACUACUUGAAGACUUUAUCUUGGAGCAGAAACGAAUCAGACAGUCACUCGAUCAAGUUCUGUGACGGAAGCUUCUGGUCUGCCGUGAGACCUCUUUCGGUAUCUUCACAUUUCAACGAUGAAGCCGCGAUUAUCAGCGAGUUCUCCAUGUUCUUGUACGAAAAGCAAAGGAUGGUGCUAGAGGCAGAUCCGAUGUUCACCAUCGCGAUUGAAUUUCUUGGAGACAUCUUAGAGACGGAGGGGCGAUGGGAUGAAGCAGAGGCCUUUUACAUGCGAGCUCCCGGCCACACGGUUAGCAAGGAAAGAGAUGAAUCCAACAGCAAGUUUGUGAUUGUCGACCCUUGCCCUGCGCAUGCGACUUAUCUUACAAGGUUGGCAAGGGUGUUCAGACGAUCGAAUUAUGUCGAUCUUGCGAUGGAAUACUUGAGGGCAGCCCUCACAUUCAAACCUGAUCAUUCUCCUGCACUGCAACUGCAGAAGUCGAAGGGCGUCUGUCACUUAGACGUCGAUGAACACAUGUUGGCGAUCAAGUGCUUCGAAGAGGCUUUGUCGCUCUCUCCUUCUUCUCUGGAUGGUAAGCUUGCGAUGGCUGAAGCAAAGAAAGGAGAAACUCUGGAAUCGUAUCAUUGGAAACCUCUGUACAAGUACGCUGUGCGUAUGAAGCAGCGCCGCAUAAUGCCGAAGUUGAUUUCAAAGGCAGAGAAGCUGGCUUACAAAGCCUACCAGCUACACCCGAAGGACCAGAACGUUCACAAGAUCCUUGCCAAUCUUCACCACAACCUCAACGACGACCGCUCGGCCAUGAAAUCUCUGCUCAAAGCGCUGUGGCUGGAACCCAACGAUCCUAUCGCCCUCAAUGAUGUUGGCCAUCUACUUGCAACUCAACACAACUAUGACGAGGCAAGAAAGCGGUUCGAGCAGGCGAGAAGGGCGAAUCCUCUCUAUGUGCAGGCAGACAUCUCCCUAGCAGCGCUCUACCUCGCCGUCGGUCAAUAUGAAGAUGCGAUGAAGUUUCGUGCGAGAGCUGAAAAGACUGCGCCUGACUGCGCCCCGAUGGAAUUUGUCGCUGGUCUGGCAGAGCAGUAUGGAGCUAAGUUCGGGGCGAGAGAAGGAGGAGGAGGUGUGGAGGUGGGGCUGGGAGAGGAGAAAGCGAGUAAGAAGCCUUGUGCUGAAGAAGGUAAAAUGGUGAACUCUGCCUUGGGAGCGGUAUCGAUGGGAGAUAGCAGCGAAUGA